AUGGAUUCCGCCGCCCAAGCGAGAUACGAUCUCAUCAGCGAGAACCUCGCCGAGGUUCUCAACCCCGAAAUCAUCGAGAAGAUUCUUGCCGAGGGGCGCAACCCGCGGAUUUACUGGGGCACAGCAACAACCGGCCGUCCGCACACUGGAUACUUUGUUCCUGCAAUUAAACUCGCACAGCUGCUGGCUGCAGGAUGUGACGUGGUGGUCUUGCUGGCCGAUAUCCAUGGCUUCCUCGACAAUCUUAAGGCGCCACUCGAGCUGGUUGAGAGUCGCGCCAAAUACUACGCCAAGGUGAUUACGGCAAUCCUCGAGUCCGUGGGCGUGCCGACGGAGAAGCUGGAGUUUAUCCUGGGCAGCUCCUACCAGAAGAGCCCCGACUAUGUGAUGGACGUCUACCGGAUGGCGUCGCUGGUUUCUGAGCACGACGCGAAGAAGGCCGGCGCGGAAAUUGUCAAGCAGUCGGAUAAUGCGCCAUUGAGUGGCCUGCUCUACCCUAUCCUGCAGGUGCUUGACGAGGAGCAUCUCAAGGUGGACGCGCAAUUAGGAGGUGUCGACCAGAGGAAGCUUUUCGUUGCCGCAAAGGAAUGGCUGCCCAAGCUUGGAUACCGAGAGCGCGCCCAUCUCAUCAACCCGAUGGUUGCCGGUCUCAGCGGAGGCAAGAUGAGCUCUAGCGUCCAGGACAGCAAAAUCGAUCUCCUCGACUCUGCCGAGAGCAUCUCGAAGAAGAUCCGCAAGGCGGAAUCGGCUCCCAAGGUCGUUGAAGGUAACGGCAUUGUCGCCCUGGUCGAGUACAUUCUUCUCCCGGCGGCCGCUCUUCGGGGCCGCAAGGAGUUCCGAGUCGAGCGCAGAGAUGCAGAGCCCUUGAUCUACACCGAUAUCAAGCAGCUGCACGAUGACUACAUGAACGAUGUUUUAACACCACAGCUGCUCAAGCCUGCCGUCGCAGAGGGGCUGGUCAGCCUGAUGGCUCCGAUCCAGGCAGCCUACCAAGCCUCCCCCGAGUGGCAGGAGAUCACGGCCAAGGCCUACCCGCCCGAGAUUGCGCCCAAGAAGCAGAAGAAGGUCAAGGAUAAGGGCUCUCGCUACCCCGGGGCGCCCAAGGAACAAAGCAAACCAGAGGGAGAGGAGACGCAAGCUGCCCAAUAGACAGGCUUCCACUGUCUAGUGAGAUACAGGCUAGCCAG
Penicilliopsis zonata CBS 506.65 is the source of this 1187-nucleotide messenger RNA. RefSeq lists its product as hypothetical. Bases 1 to 1149 code for a protein of 382 amino acids. Gene Ontology annotation, biological process: tyrosyl-tRNA aminoacylation. Lineage: Eukaryota; Fungi; Ascomycota; Eurotiomycetes; Eurotiales; Aspergillaceae. The record is from RefSeq and is a predicted model, not a curated record. The transcript has 5 exons. Gene Ontology annotation, molecular function: ATP binding; tyrosine-tRNA ligase activity.